Molecule: messenger RNA, 2090 nt
Organism: Amaranthus tricolor (Joseph's coat)
Lineage: Eukaryota; Viridiplantae; Streptophyta; Magnoliopsida; Caryophyllales; Amaranthaceae
Product: peroxisomal OPC-8:0-CoA ligase 1
Exons: 6
Coding region: 184-1875 (563 amino acids)
Cellular component (GO): peroxisome
Molecular function (GO): CoA-ligase activity
Source: RefSeq, a predicted model, not a curated record
UACAAGAUCCAAGACUUCCAACAUCAUCAUUCAAUUCUCUUUCUCCACCAUCUUUUGGCUUUUACUUUUUCAUCACCUUCUUCAAAUCAUUCAUCACUCUCUUUACUUUCUGUCUUUCUCCCUCCUUUAAGAUCGCAAACCUCCAUACUUAUUCCAAAACCCAUUUCUCCCAAUCCUAUUACCAUGGCAAAUCUUACCAAUAAUCCCUCCAUAAACCCAAAAAAUGGCUUCAACCCACAAACCUCCAUUUUCCAGAGUAAACGCCCACCAAUUUCCCUCCCACCAAACACGUCCUUAGACAUCACUACUUUCAUUUCUUCCCGUCCUCACCUUAAUACUACAGCUUUUAUUGACGCUUCUACAAACCGUCAACUUUCUUACUCGGAUCUCUGGUCAACUGUUGACUCGCUCUCAUUUUCUCUCUCCUCCACUUGGCAUAUCCGUAAAGGCCACGUCAUCCUCAUUCUCUCUCCUAACUCCAUCCUCUUCCCUAUCGUUUGUCUUUCCGUUAUGUCAAUCGGAGCAUUAAUCACAACUGCUAACCCAUUAAAUACGACCCGGGAAAUAUCCAAACAAGUUUCGGAUUCUAACCCGGUUCUUGUUUUUACGACACUUGAACUUGCCCAUAAACUAUCCGGAUCCGGGUCUAAUGUUAAAGUUGUGUUGAUGGGUGAGGGUCAAAUGACGGAAGGAAAAGUGAACGUUGUAACGACGUUAGAAGAAAUGGUUAAAGAUGGAGAAGAAAGGAAAGAGAAGGAAGGUGGGAUGGUGAAGGAAAGAGUGAGUCAAAACGACGCCGCAGCGUUGUUGUAUUCUUCUGGAACUACGGGAGUUAGUAAAGGGGUUAUUUCUUCUCAUCGGAAUAUGAUUGCAAUGGUUCAGAUUAUUAUCGGACGGUUUGGAUUGGAUGAUGGUGGGGUCCACAGACAUACCUUUAUUUGUACGGUUCCGAUGUUUCAUAUUUAUGGUCUUGUUGCCUUUGCUACAGGAUUACUAGCAGCUGGAGCAACAAUUGUUGUCUUACCAAAAUUCGAAAUGAAUGAUUUGUUCCUAGCAAUAUCAAAGUACAAGAUCAGUUACUUCCCUCUUGUUCCACCAAUAUUGGUGGCAAUGGUGAACAAUGCUGAUCAAAUCAAGAAGAAUUUUAAUUUGAGUUCAUUGAGUCAUGUUUUGUCUGGAGGAGCACCAUUGGGAAAGGAAUUGAUAGAGGGAUUUAUUGAGAAGUUUCCAAAUGUUGUGAUCAUGCAAGGGUAUGGACUAACCGAAUCCACUGCUAUCGGUGCAUCCACCGACUCCUUGGAGGAGAGUCGGAGGUAUGGGACAGCGGGGUUGUUAUCUCCGAGCAUUGAGGCAAGGAUAGUUGAUCCCGAUAGUGGAAAAGUGUUGGGGGUUAAUCAGACCGGUGAGCUUUGGCUUCGCGGUCCUACUAUUAUGAAAGGUUACUUUAACAAUCAAGAAGCAACUGCUAACACUCUCACUUCAGAUGGCUGGCUUAAGACAGGAGAUGUGUGUUACAUUGAUGAAGAUGGAUUCUUGUUUGUUGUUGAUAGACUAAAGGAGUUGAUCAAGUAUAAAGGAUACCAGGUUGCGCCUGCGGAAUUAGAGGCGUUGCUGCUCACUCACCCAGAAAUAGCCGAUGCUGCUGUUAUUCCGUUCCCAGAUAAAAACGUUGGUCAGUUUCCGAUGGCAUAUGUGGUAAGGAAAGCUGGUAGUUCCUUAUCAGAGAAUGAAAUCAUGGACUUUGUUGGGAAACAGGUUGCUCCUUACAAAAGAAUCAGGAGAGUGGCAUUUAUCGAGUUUGUACCGAAGAAUGCGUCAGGAAAGAUUUUGCGAAAAGAUCUAAUCAAAUUUGCUACAACUAGUUCGAAACUAUAGCCGGUUACAAUUUGAUUGUAUUGAACUUAUAUAUUCAUGAAAUUUUGAGGGUGUUCAACCUUUGUAACCUAAGGUUGUUCAUACAUGUAUAUUCAUCCUCUUCAAAAGAAUCAUUUCCUUCACACCAACUAAAAUAUGGCAUAAUGCAUGGAUGCUAAUAACCUUCGUUUGAUCAUGUAUUUAUGUGAUUGGUAAGAUGAAUUGUCCUAUUUCUA